AUGGGUCAGCGUCAUAAUUUGGCAAGCUCUUUCUGCGGGCUCUUCAAAAUCCUCGUUGCUUUUAGCUACUGGAUGCUCAGAUGGAAGCCGUACUAUGUACCGUUUCUUGUUUGCUUACAUGAAUUUUGUGAGCUCUUCUUUACUCAUGACAUGGCAAAAGUGAUAUAUGUGGAUAAUCAUAAGCAUAGUUUGGCUUCUAUGUUUUCUGGAACAAGUCAGGUUGCCACUGAUUUAUCAGCUCCAGUGUCGUCAAUCUCAUUAGCCAUACCUGCCCAGUCUCAACAUGAGGAUAAUUCUGCACGUUGUUGGAUCUCUCAUGAAAACCACCUUGAAGAAAUUUUUGUGCAUUCAAAAUUUCCAGAGCUAAGGGAGUCAGCAGAUCUAUCAGAAGUCUCUGAUCGAUGCUAUGGUCUUACACUAGCACCUGGAGAACAGAUGAUUGCUGUGGUACGCAGUUUGGAUCUGAACCUUUUGAACCAGAUGUAUCAAGUCAGGACACAAAAGGCGGUGGUUGAGUUCAUCUGGAUCGGUGGCCAAUUUGUUGGUAUUCCACUAGACAGGAGCAUUGAUAUUUGCAGUCCACGGUCUGCAGACUUAUCCUCAAGUAACAUUAUGUGGUGGGGAUCCAACAUUUUGUGGUCGCUGAAGAAAUAUGAAAAUGUUGAAAAGAGGCUUGUGUUAUGGGAUGUUGUAACUGCGCUGCAAGAGUCGAAGAAAUCUGCACCUGCCUUUCUGGAGACUUUAGUGCAUAGUUGGGUCUCAGCUUUAUCUUCGGGCGACCUACAGCGUGUUUCUAUCAAGCGAGAAUUAUGUAUUUGA
Messenger RNA from Miscanthus lutarioriparius, 819 nucleotides. Lineage: Eukaryota; Viridiplantae; Streptophyta; Magnoliopsida; Poales; Poaceae. The record is from the annotation of a GenBank genome assembly.